Messenger RNA from Sclerotinia trifoliorum, 6849 nucleotides. The record is from the annotation of a GenBank genome assembly. Lineage: Eukaryota; Fungi; Ascomycota; Leotiomycetes; Helotiales; Sclerotiniaceae.
GUGAGUAACAAGCGUUGCAAUGGUUAAAGUGGAAGGUGCAAGGUGAGCUUAGUUUAUGGAUGCUCGGGGAUGUGCAAUGGCAAGACCUCGAAUGCUCUUUCCUUCCGUAUUGUAUCUUUUGGGACCUGUAAUCUAAAUCACAUAUCGAAAUCACGCAGCUUUACGCUCGUUUUCUAAACAGUAUACAUAAAUAAUAACACUCGUUUGGUUACGUUCAUUCAUCAAAAUUAUCCUAUAAUAUUCGUUACCUUAUGUACCUUUAAGACUACCGCACGCUUUUUCAACGACCAAUGGACUCUCUGUCCGUUGGGCCGGCUGAAGUAUCUGUCACUGGCCGCAGAAGGACAUCUUCUGCACAGAGUACUGGUUUUGAUCAUACUACUAAUUGCCGUGUUGAGGAGGAUAUCCUUUCGCGAAUUCGUGCACUCGUCUUAUCCCGCAAUACAAGUCGUCCACCUCGAACCCCAAAUCCAUCCGACGAACGCAACCCACCGCGACACGAGGCCAAAGCCUUUGGAAGUCUCGACGAAUAUAUAACUCCUCAGAAGGCUGCAAGAAUUACACGGUCGGAUUCUGGGUUCCUCGGCGUGGAGCUACAGGCCCGUAACUUUCAGAGCUCUGACGGUAGCAUGGAUAUCGAAGUUCCACGUACCCAAAGAUCUCGACAAAACUCCAUUCCUAGUGUUUCUACGAACAAACGCACAGCCAGAUUACGGGGCUCGAGUUCGGCAAACGAUCUUCGCAUCGAUGGUGGUGCUGCUGACAUUGACCCCUCCAUCGAUUCGAAACUGCUCGAAUCCAAAUCUACGACAAAGACGGGCUAUUUUCGGCUCCCUAAGUUGGUAGUACGAGAUAUUGAAAAGCCCGGCAAGCCCAGCAGUUCCAAGAUCGCAGUUGGAUCCUGCCUUCCUCCAAUCAAGAAUAUAUAUCAAAAAGUACCUACGGAAGAUACUUCUGCCCAAGAAAUUGAUCAACCUUGCCCGCACUGCGAACAACCAACCAAUAAGGAAUGUGCAGCACUUGCUGUAGCCGAUGAUGAGUUAUCCAGAUUCUCUAAACUUCCACAGUCUCCUCCAGAGGAAGUUAAGGGUCAGCCAGAAAUCGCUUGCUCCCCGACAUGUCCUCCAAAUUGCAAAGAACACUAUAUUUAUCAUCCUUUGCCCUCCAGUACUCUAUUGCCAAAAGAUGAUAUUCUCAAAGUUGAUGUGACGAUGGUCCCAGAUGGUGUGGCAAACCUUGACUUUGCGCUCAACAAUAUUAGAGACCAACAAACUUUGGUGCGGUCCUUAAGCUACAAGCCCGAGUCCAAUGUUACUCGUGCCCAAGAUAAUACGAAGUCCGAAUCUUCCUUUACAACAGCAACCGUAACAAACCCACGAAAUACCGAAGGAUCUCCACCUCCUACCCGUGGUAGCAGUGUCAGCUCGGUUGACACUUUUCCUCAUGUUUUGACUAGCGAGAUGGCUAUCGAUGAACUCAUUCCUCGACCCCUUUCUUCGGCGGUGGUCACAAAUUUUAGCUUACCAGGGCCUAAAGCUAAACCUAUUGUCUCAAUAUCCAAAGAUGAGGCUCACAAAGCUAGAAUUCCUGAAGUAGGUCGACCUCCUUCGGCUGGAUCUGUUCGAGCUAAAGCAAAAACGCCAUCAUUACUUUCCGGAGCAUCAAGGACCUCUGUUCGCCAUUCUUUACUCAAAUCGCCUAUAGCCACAGGCUCACCAGUAGACAAUGGGCUACCGGUCCCACCUGUCUUAACGACGGUAACAUCAUCAUCGAAAGCAGGUACGACAGAAAAGCCUACUAUUCUAACCCAAGUUGCCACGCCGAGUUCAGGCAUACAAUUACCCGUAGAGUCAAUAUUGGCCGAUAUUGUGGCAGCAGCAGAGCUCUCUGCAUUGAAUGCUGUGAAGGGGCGAGACGAAUUUACGAACCAAUCUAGUACUUCAUCGGCAGACAAGCUCGUCGUAGAAGAAAUAUCGCCUACGUGUAUCAAGCUGGGCUAUAUCGACAAGUCAAGUCCAUCAGUACCUUUGCUCACUGCGGUUGUGACCGUUCCAAAAAAGCGACAACCAAUUGAAAACCCCAGCGAUUCUUCUGAUAGAAAGCCUAGUAUCCCUGAGCGUAACAAAGCACGUACAAAAACUCUUACCGACCAGAAGUCUGUAGAAGAAAUACAGCAGCGAGAUGCCCCAGAAGCCUUUCCGCCGGUCGAUCCUCUAAAUGCAUCCUAUUGGGGCUUUGUUCCUGCAGUAAAAGAUGCCGUUCAAGAUGCAGUCAAGGUAGCUGUUCGCAAUGCUGUGCAGGACAUGGUCGUGCCCCCUGGAAUUGAGAAAGCCGAGGCAAGUGAUGCAUACAGAAUGCUUGUUGCUGAUUCUCUAGCCGAAGCAGCUAAAACUGCCGACGAAUAUUUGCGACGGGACUCUUUGUGGACUCAGGCACCAGAAUCCGCCCCUGAGUCUUAUUUUGAUGACCGCGCGGCUGAGAUAUCAAUAAUCGACUUUUCUUCUACCAAGGAAGAGAACCCCAAGUCUCGGAGCGUUUCACCAAACUCUGGGGAGAUGGAAGAGAUACCUCUUACCUCGACCAGUGGAAAUAGGAGACAGGAAUCCUCAAAAGCUACCACCACUAUAUAUGAUGCUAUUCCUCCACGAGAUUCUUCAAAAAACCGCGUUUUGAAGCCCAAGAAUAGCAACGGGAACUCAUCUGCUGUGCCUUUCCAAAAAGACCCUCCUAGGCGUCGUGGAUCGAAGGAAGGCUUGAUGUCUGUUGCAGAUUCUACCACCAACACUACUUCAGAGGACAGGACGACGAGCAGGAAAAACACUGUUCAUUGGCUUAAAGAGCUACUAAGCAGUAACGAUGCAUAUGCACCUAGACUGACCGCUUUGCCGCCACGAUCUCGACGUGCCGAAGCUCAUAGUGAGUCUAGUGGCCGCCAACGGUCCUUCACAGCACCAAUAGUGCCGGUACAGGAGCUUUUUCUUGGGGCUACACCAAGCCCCCUCGACACCAAGCCAAAAAUCACUUUCGCUGAUCCGAAAGACAAAGGGGCAGCUGUUGCAGCAACUUUCACAAGGACUAUUAAUGACCUCGAAAAACUGCUUAAUGAAGCACUCUUGAUCGCAAGACAAGCUGCCGAAAAAGACGAUGAUAACAGUGUGCCAAAUCUUCUCAGUAAUGCAGCGGCAAUUUUGAAGGGUGGUCGCAAAUACAUGGACAACGGGACAUCAUCUGUCCCACAGAAAAGCCGAAGAAGACCCAGAAAUGAAGCAUUGUUAAGUGUUGAAAGUAUCCCAAGUGCGCAUGAAAGUGCUCGUAGUUAUUCUGGAACAAGUACCGAAGGCAAUACUGACGAUGAUGAGUUUACCGAGGAUGAAACCAUAAGUCAAGCACCUGCCGCCAACAUUACGAUUAAAGAGCCGCUGGAAAGGCAGGAAGAGAAAGAAGCUUUCGAUACAAACCUUAACAUACCUGAUCAGACUUUUAGACAGCGUGAAAGGAGUGCUACUUGGGACAGUUCUAGAGCGUUACAUGCUUUGGACCAUGCAAGCAUCUCCAAAAAACCGCAGCCGUUAACACAGCGUCUCACUAUGCCAAGGCAAAGCACCGCAGGGGUCUCGCCAUCAUCUGAGUCCAAUAGGAUUGAUUUUGUCAUAGCUAACGGCAACCUUGAGGUACGUGAAAAAAAAAUAGGAUAAAUAAAAUUGCUUUACGUUUCUCUUCAAGGAUGUUUUGUCGAAUUAUGCUAAUAGAAACAGAAACCAUCGAGAACCACCACAUCUGGCGGCUUUGGCUGGCAAGACAUAUCUGAGCGUCACACGGUCUACCAGUCUCCUAGCCUUUUACGUUCCCAAAGUGAUGAUGAGACACGCCCAGGAAAGCAACUUUAUGAAGAGGAUGAAGCCACACUAGCGAGACUUCCCGUCACUACACUUUGUGGUAAAACUUCUGUAUCAAACAGCCUUGAUGGCUCACAUCCUUCUGAGACGGUUGAUUUUCAAACAGGAUUUCAUCAUGAAUACAUUAUGCAACAUGUUGAAGGGAAAGGGGGAACAGCUCGAAGCCAGCCACGGAGCCGACUCAGAAGUCGAGCUCAAUCACAGUUCCGACAAGCCGCACAAGGUGGCGAACGUAGUGGAGGUGGAGGGUAUGACGAGGACAGAGAUAAAUUCGUAGAACUACAAGAACAACGCCCGCCGAUAAACCGAGAUGGUUCGAACCGUUCAUUGAAGAUGAACACGAAUAUGAGUCAUCACUUCUUCAAUCUUAAAGGUAAAAGACAUGUCAGCCUAAAAGAUCACAAAGGGUUCAGCCUUGCAAGAACUCACAAACGAAAACCUAUCGCCAGAGAUUGGUCUCCUUCGCGAAAGAGAUUCACGGCUACCAUAACAUGUCUCAGUACGUUUCUUGUUGGCCUUGUAAUUGGUAUCUAUGCAGGCGAGGUUCCUUCAAUCCAAUAUUCGAUUGUGGACUUGCACCAUUUCACGGUUCUAGGGAACGUCUUCUUUUUCAUAGGCCUUGCCAUUCCAACAACUCUCUUUUGGCCACUCCCACUUUUACACGGUCGUAAGCCGUAUAUUUUGGGUUCAAUGUCACUUGCCAUGCCAUUGCUUUUCCCUCAAGCUUUGGCUGUUGGUGAAACACGAAAUCCUAACUUAGAUGGUUGGAGAAUUGGUCUGCUUUUGUCUCGGUCAUUCAUGGGUUUUGCACUUGGUUUUGCUAACAUGAACUUUUUGUCUACUUUGAUGGAUCUUUUUGGUGCUUCACUUCAAAGUGCUAAUCCUCACCAAGAAUAUGUCGAUGAAAGUGAUGUUAGACGUCAUGGCGGUGGCAUGGGUCUUUGGCUGGGUAUAUGGACCUGGUGUUACGUUGGAUCUAUUGGAGUUGGAUUCUUGCUUGGUGCAAUUAUUAUCAACUUCUUGACGCCUGCUUGGGGCUUCUAUAUUAGUAUUGCCAUCCUUGCGCUGGUAUUAGUUCUGAAUGUGGUUGGUCCUGAAGUUCGACGGUCUGCUUUUAGGCGAUCCGUUGCUGAAGUUAGGAAAGAUGAUCAAGUGUCUAGAAGGUUGGCAAAGGGUGAGGUUAAAAUGCAUAGAGUACAUACCGGACCGAAGUGGUGGGGUGAGGAAUUUCAUCAUGGUUUGCUGCUAACGCAGAGCAUGAUGCGUCAACCGGGGUUUCUGGUUUUGGCGUUUUAUCAGGCUUGGAUUUAUGGUCAGAUUAUUUUGGUUAUGAUUGUAAGUUGCUACGAUUUUUCCGCUGUAAAAUCUUUUCUAACGAUGGCAAGCUUCUCGGUUCUUUGACUUCAAAAUACUACAAAUUCAAAUCUCCAUAUGUUGGCGCAAGCGUGGCAUCGAUUCCACUUGGUGCACUUCUCUCCGUUCCAUUCCAAAAGGCAGGCAUCUUCAGCCGAGAACGAAAAGAAGGGAUGCAAAGUGACGACGAUACAUUGAAGAAGAAGAAGAUCUCUCUAUCGUCCCAUUUUGUUCGACGCUCGAUUUUUGUUAUUCUUCUUCCAUUCAUGGGCCUAGCUUAUACACUCUCCUCCACCGGGCCACCAGUUCCGUUCAUUUUACCUAUCAUUUUCGCUGCUGCCAUUGGGUUCCUUUCGAACCUCGCUGUUGCUGAGUGUAAUGGUAUUAUCAUGGAGACUUUCGAUACUUCCGAUCUUCAGCCUGGUAUGACGGGACGUCCGAGAAGUGGCAGUAAAUCCGGCAAAGUGACAAAUUACUCUUGCUUCCCGCGCGUGUGUGCAGCCUUUGGUAUCACGCAAGGUAUGGCAUUCUGUAUUGCGGCAAUAGCAAGUGGAAUUGGAGGAGUUGCUCAGAGACAUCUGGGCCAGCAGGCCGCUACGGGCGUGAUGUGCGGUGUUCUACUUAUCCUCUCUCUCCUUCUUAUUGGUGUGCUCGCACGUUUCCAAGAUGUACAAAUUAUUCCGGAAUCAAAAACAGGCGAGUUGGAACGCUAUCAGGCGAUGAAGAGGGAACAAUAUAUACAAGGAAAUACAGGCAAUGAUGUGGAUGAAGAAUUUAGGCCAAUUAUUAUUGGAAAUCCCACACAUAUCAUGCGCAGAAUGAGUGUGUUAGAGAUGGGCAGUAUGACGAGGUGGAGUGACAUUCGGAACAAAAAUAGGUUGGUGGAUGAAAAGAGUUUGGAGGCUAGACAUGCGAAUUUGAAUACUUUGGUUCAGGUGGAGAAGAAGUUGAAGGAGAAGCGGAAACAUGUUGUGGAGUCGGUGAGAAGAAGUUUAAGUGGAAGUAGGGAUGGCGGUGACGAUGUUAGGGAGUAUAGUUAUGAGGAGAAGGUUACUACUAGUAAACUGGUGCCUGAUGGUGGACGUAGUGGAUAUGGAGAUGAGAGGAUGGAUUUCAGAGAGGAUAGGAUGGGAAAGGUGGUGGAAGAAGUAGAGUGGCGACAGGGGAGAGUGGUGAAGAAAGAGGUGACGACGAGAAAGAGGGAAUUCAAGGGGACUUAGGUGGGCUGACAAAUGAUUGGGAGUUCAGAAGGAAGGGAAGGAAUGAAAGGUUGAGGAUGGAAUAAAGGGGGAAGGUGAAGGGGGGAUGUUAUUGGGGACUUGAUGAAAUGAUGGAUGAAGGAAAUAGGAUUAGAGUCACUAAAUUGUCAGGUUAGAAUACAGAAUUUGGGGAGUAGGAAGUUGGGUGUAAUAGGUUUUUGGGGAAGGAAUAAAGUAGAUUGAGUAAAUUGAUUAAUGGAAUAUUUCUUAUGGAGUGAUGAAUUGAAGUAAAUUGAGCUGAAGUGAGUUGAUAUGAGUUUAUAGUGGAAUAAUAUCUUUAGUGUAUAUUAUAUAUUAUAUCAAAGUCGAUGGGAUUGAGAUUGAGAUUCAUUAGAUUGAAG